This is a messenger RNA of Ziziphus jujuba (common jujube), 2141 nucleotides long. RefSeq names its product arogenate dehydratase/prephenate dehydratase 1, chloroplastic. Gene Ontology annotation, biological process: L-phenylalanine biosynthetic process. The record is from RefSeq and is a predicted model, not a curated record. Gene Ontology annotation, molecular function: arogenate dehydratase activity; prephenate dehydratase activity. The transcript has 11 exons. Lineage: Eukaryota; Viridiplantae; Streptophyta; Magnoliopsida; Rosales; Rhamnaceae. Gene Ontology annotation, cellular component: chloroplast; cytoplasm. Bases 446 to 1663 code for a protein of 405 amino acids.
CGUUUCUUUCAUUAACGCACACAAAAUCAGGGGAAAGAAAAACGUGUCGCCAACAUUCUGCUCAUCUACCUCUCAAAAGUCUUUCUCUCGUCUAACCAGUUAAGUAUGUGCAGACCUGUUGGUCUUUUCCAAAUUUUGAACUUAUCCAAGAAAAUUUAUUAAUUUCACGCAAAUAUAUAUAUAUAUUUUUCUCACUUGAAACGGAAGCUCUCCUACACAGUUCGUAUCGAAAUCUGUAUUGGAUUUAUAUAUAUAUAUAUAUACAUAUAUAUAUGUUUUGUGGUUCUGUGGGGUCCAAAACCCACCACCAUUCUCUUCCAUUUGGACAAUGCGGUGCUGGAAGCUCAACCCCAACAACCACAGCACCAACCACGACCUCUCUUGUGAGACUGAAUUUGCUUGAGAAUUGAGGUUGUGGGUUUCACAGAGAUUUGGGCUUCCAUUGAUGGCUCUUAAGUCUUCUCCUUUCUGGGUUUGUGUUAAAACUCCUUCUUCUCAUCUGGGUGUCUCUGAUUUGGGGUCUAGGCGCUCUGUGUUUGCUUUGGAUUUGACUCAUGAUCUUCAGAGGUACCGCAAAUUGGAAUGUUGUUGCUUGGGUGCUUUAGCUCAGAGAGCUAUCACUCCUGUUGAAGAUGAGAAGCCUUGCGUUCCCGGCUCCGACUCUUCCGCGCCAAUUGAACGGACUCAGGGCUAUGAGUCUGGGCGAUUCCAUAAGGAUUUGAGCCUUCUUCCUAAACCAUUGACUGCAACUGAUCUUUCUUCUUCUCCUAAUGAUGGUUCAAAAGUGCGAGUAGCUUAUCAGGGGUUACCAGGAGCAUAUAGUGAAGCUGCUGCAUUGAAAGCGUAUCCAAAGUGUGAAACUGUCCCAUGUGACCAGUUUGAAGCUGCAUUCAAGGCAGUUGAACUGUGGUUAGUGGAUAAAGCAGUUCUUCCCAUUGAGAAUUCUGUUGGUGGAAGCAUCCACCGUAACUAUGAUUUGCUCCUUCGCCAUAGGCUGCACAUAGUUGGAGAGGUGCAGAUGCAAGUGAACCAUUGUCUAUUGGGAUUGCCUGGUGUAAGAAAAGAAGAGCUAAAACGUGUUUUCAGCCAUCCUCAGGCUCUUGCUCAAUGUGAUGUGACGCUAAGCAAAUUAGGCAUCAUCAGAAUCAGUGCUGAUGACACUGCUGGUGCUGCCCAGCAACAUUUUGUGCAGAUGGUGGCCUUAACUGGAAUACGAGAUACUGGUGCUAUUGCAAGCGCUCGAGCUGCACAAAUAUAUGGGCUUGACAUUCUUUCAGAGAAAAUCCAGGACGAUGAUGAUAACAUAACUCGUUUUCUGAUACUCGCAAGAGAACCUAUAAUUGCAGGAACCGAUAGGCAGUACAAGACAAGCGUUGUUUUCACUCUAGAGGAAGGUCCUGGGAUGCUAUUCAAAGCAUUGGCAGUGUUUGCUCUGAGGGACAUAAAUCUGACAAAGAUAGAGAGUCGCCCACAGAAACAACGGCCAUUAAGAGUGGUUGAUGAUUCUAAUGAAGGGAGUGCGAAGUAUUUCGAUUACCUCUUUUAUAUUGAUUUUGAGGCUUCAAUGGCAGAACCCCGUGCUCAAUAUGCUCUGGGGCAUUUGCAGGAAUUUGCAAGAUUUCUCCGCGUGCUUGGUUGCUAUCCAACAGACACAAUUCUGUAAAAGGAUAGCAGUUAUCCUCCAUGUUGAUUCUGGACUGUCAAACAUACAAAAGAUGUUUCAAUCUUCAUUAUUGUAAAUAACAUAUGGUUGUUGUGGAGGCCGAUGGUGGAAGAGCGGGGAAAGCUUUGAACUAGAAGAAUGGAGAAAUGUCCUUGAAAAAGCGUUAGUGUUGUUAUCAGUUUUGAAUGUUGAUCAUUCUUUUUAUUGGUGUAAGGGGGUUAGGUGUUUGGAAAUGUUAUGACUUUGACAUAACAGGACAAGCAAGCUUACUUUUGAUAGGGUUCUUGGGAUUUUGUAUCCCUACAUUGGAAUAGUUUCACCAUUGGAGGCAUGAUGAUUUCUUAUGCCUGCAAAGACUGUUUACUAGGGUUUUUCUAGCAUGGAGACAGAUCCUCUGAAAGUGUCAAUGUUGAACAAAUAUGGCAUUUCAUACUUUAGAAAAUGAAAACCGACAGCAUGCUCAAGCCAAUCUUACCCA